Molecule: messenger RNA, 1437 nt
Organism: Sparassis crispa
Lineage: Eukaryota; Fungi; Basidiomycota; Agaricomycetes; Polyporales; Sparassidaceae
Product: Guanine nucleotide-binding protein alpha-4 subunit
Exons: 17
Coding region: 1-1437 (478 amino acids)
Biological process (GO): adenylate cyclase-activating G protein-coupled receptor signaling pathway
Cellular component (GO): heterotrimeric G-protein complex
Molecular function (GO): GTPase activity; G protein-coupled receptor binding; G-protein beta/gamma-subunit complex binding
Source: RefSeq, a predicted model, not a curated record
AUGCAAGUUUUUGCGGCUUCGUUCUCCUGGGGCGACGACCCCUUGGCGAGGGCCCUUGCGCCGCCUCCAAAUGAGUCGGAUGAGGAAAGAACAGCUAGGAUGAAUGUGGAAAUCGAGGCCAAGAGGAUAUCAGACAAGAUUGACGAGGAGCUGCAGCGUCAGGAAAAGGUGAAGAAGAAAGAGCCGAGGCCGGUCAAGAUACUUUUGCUUGGGCAAAGCGAAUCAGGGAAAUCUACAACCCUGAAAAACUUUCAGCUGAUGAACUCCCCGAAGGCGUUUCGUUCAGAACGAGCGUCGUGGAGAGCUGUGAUUCAUCUGAAUGUCGUGCGGUCUAUUCGGCUCAUCCUCGACGCGAUGACCGAAGCUCAAGCCGAUCCAGAAGGCUCGUCGAGCGGCUAUCCACGGCUCACCACGGAGCAUCUCAUGCUCAAGAUGCAGCUGUCUCCGCUUGUGCAGGUAGAGGAAGCGCUCGCGCGCAAGCUUGUGCCAUCUGGCACGGCAGCAUUCGAUGCGGCGCGUUUUUCACAAGACGAUAAAGUGUACUACACGAACAGCGUACGGUCGAGGGAGGUUGCAGUUAACUCGCAGUUCGCUUGGAAGGGCAUCUUCAGCCGGUUUGUGGCCAGUACCCGCCAGAGCUUCGAGAGCGACGCGAGUGGGCCUGGCUGGGAGAACAUGGACGAUACGGGAAGAGUCAUCUGUGCGUGCCGUGAAGAUAUGAUCCGCCUGUGGAACGACGCAACUAUCCAGGCGCUGCUACAUGCGCAGCAUCUCAAGCUGGAAGAUAUGCCUGGUUUCUUCUUGGAUUCUCUAGAUCGCGUCGCAUCACCGAAGUAUGUACCCACGGACGAUGACAUCCUGCGCGCGAGGCUGAAGACGCUUGGUGUCACUGAGUACCGAUUUAUGAUCAAAGACAAAACAUUGACAGCCGCACUUCGUGAAUGGAGAAUAUAUGACGUCGGCGGGCACAGAUCAUCGCGAGCGGCAUGGGCACCCUUCUUUGAUGAUAUGGAUGCAAUCCUCUUCUUAGCCCCUAUAAGUGCAUUCAACCAGACGCUGGAAGAGGAUCCCAACGUCAAUAGGCUGGAAGACUCCAUUCUGCUGUGGAAAUCGAUCAUCGCGAACCCUCUGCUCGCCGAGACGAGCAUCGUGCUCUUUCUCAACAAGGUCGACAUCUUCAAGGCGAAGCUCGAGGCUGGUGUUAAGCUCUCCAGGUACAUUGUAUCGUAUGGCAACCGCCCGAACGACUAUGAGAGCACGUCUAAUUACCUUAGACGGAAGUUUGGGCAAGUACUUAGGGACCACUCACCACAGCCGCGAUACUUCUACUUUCAUUUCACCACGGUCACGGACACGAAGACGACGUCGACUAUACUUAGAGACGUGCAGGACACUGUCGUCCUCAAAAGUUUACAGAAAAGCAACCUCAUCGAAUGA